Cricetulus griseus (Chinese hamster) is the source of this 2852-nucleotide messenger RNA. NCBI's taxonomy places the organism in Eukaryota, Metazoa, Chordata, Mammalia, Rodentia, Cricetidae. The record is from RefSeq and is a predicted model, not a curated record.
AGGUUCUUUCCUUGACGUAGGCCUCAGCUGGCCCAGCUACGUUUCUAUUGACUCUCGAGGCGCUGCCAAAUGGGCGGAGCCUCUGGGCAUCCCGGAGCUGGUGCCUAGCAACAACUGAGGCCGAGAAUCAGGGAGUUAGCUCAACCCAGAGGUCAGCCUGGAAACCCGUCAUGACGGAUAGCAGCACCGAGGAGUCUGUCAAUGUCCAAACACAGAAAAUCCCAAAGCUACAGGUCCCUGAGACCCGAGAGACGACCCUGCAACGCAUCUUUGGGACCAGCCAGGUGUUCUACAGCGUUAGUGGUGUGGUGAAACCAAGGUUGACAGAGUCAACAGUGCCUUUCAGAGUCAGAGAGUACUAUCACCAAGGCCAUCACUGCUUAGAACAAGAGGACUGGGAGAUGGCUGUGCUUUACUUCUCCCGUGCUCUCCACCUGAACCCCGACCAGGUUGAGUUCUAUAUUUUCCGUGCUGAGGCUUUCAUCCAGCUCUGCGACUUCUCCUCUGCCCUGCAGAACCUGCGCAGGGCCUACUCCUAUGAGCCAGAGAAUAGCAAAUACCUGGAGCGGCUGGCCUUUGUGCUCUACCUUCAGGGCCAGUGCCUGUAUGAGCUGUGUGACUUCCAGGAAGCCCUGUAUGUCUUCUUGCAAGCCUCCGAUCUCCAGCCCCAGAACCCUUCCUUCAGUUACCGCUGCAUGGCCUGCCUGCUCGCUCUCAAUCGGCAUCAGGACUGCCUCUCCCUCGUCACCAGAGAGGUAAAGCAAGGCAGGGCCACUGCUGAUGUCUACAUCCUCCGGGCUCGUAUCUACAACUUCUUCCAGAAGCCCAAGCUCUGCUAUCAGGACCUUCGAAGCGCCUUGCUCUUCAAUCCCAAGCACCCACAGGCCAAAGGGCUGCUCCAGGUGAUGGUGGACCAGGCCAAGAAGUCCCUCCAAGACGCCAGCAUCCUGGCCGUGCAGGGAAAACUGCAUCGCGCACUGAAACGUAUCAGCUGUGCCAUUGAGAACAACCCCCUGGACCCCAAUCUCUUCCUCUUCCGGGGUACCUUGCACAGACGGCUCCAGCAAUUUGACCCAGCUGUGGAAGACUUCCUGAAGGCAAUGGACAUGGUGACUGACAGCCAGGACAACCUGGUGCAGAAGACACAGCGCCAGCUGCUACUGACCUACAAUGACUUUGCUGUGCACUGCUACACCCAAGGCGCCUAUCAGGAGGGUGUGCUGCUGCUGAACAAGGCAAUCAGGGACGAGCAAAACGAGAAGGGCCUGUACAUCAACCGUGGGGAUUGCUUCUUCCAGCUGGGCAACCUGGCCUUCGCAGAGGCAGACUACAAGCAGGCGCUGGAACUGUGCCCGAAGGAUGAGGGAGCCAACCUACGCAUGGGUGUGCUGCAGGAGAAGAUGGGGCUCUGUGAGCAGACGCGAAGGCAGUUCCAGAAAGCAGAGGACCACUUCUCAGCAGCCAUAAAGUACAACCCUGUGAACGCCCAGUACUACCUGCACCGGGCCAAGAACAGACAGCUCCUGCAGAACAUUGUGGGGGCCUGCCAGGAUAUUGCCACUGUGCUGCUCCUGAACCCCAAGUAUCCAAAGAUGGCCCCACUGAUGGCCAAACUCUUUCCUGGUAUGUCUGUGGAGGAAGUGCUUAAUAGCCACGUGGCCCAACUGGCCAAGCUCCAGCUAAGGCGGAUGAUAGAAAGUGGUCCGAAGGCCAGCCACCCACAAAGCAUUGUGGCGAAGAGGUUAAUUGAGCGCCAGAAAGCCCAAGCCUUGAUGGAGUCCUGGAAUUGGGAGCAGCUUUUCACUAGGAACCCAGAAGAGGAAGUAGCUCCUUCCGAGAGCCUGCAAGGAAAGACCCUGAGAGAGAAGAUUGAAUUCAAGAGAGAGGUAGUAGAGGAGAAAAAGGUGAAGAUCCUCCGAAAGGUGACAUCCCUGUCAGACAGCUACGUGGACCAGACCUCCUCAGGCUCAGAAUUCAGCAUCCUGAGCCCGAGCACCUUAGAAACGGAGGUGUCAACCAUGGAGUAUAAGAGCACUUCCAACACUGCUGCAUCAUCAGCUGAACGCUUACUGCCUCAAUACUUAGUCACCACGAAGUACAAAGAGAGCCUAGGCCUGAGCAUGGCCCCCAAUGUCACCCAGGUCUCUGAAGACCUACACAAGAGCUUGACUGAGAACAUACCUGAUGAUGGUCCAAGACACCACUCCAGCAAGGCAGAGGCCACCCAAAGACCAAAGCCCAGGAAGACAGAGCCUUCUCAAAGCCUAGGAAAACAGAGACCCAGCCAGAGACCUAGCAUAACAGAAGCCACUAAGGGCCCAAAACCUAGGAAGAACAGGCCUGCCCUGAGCCCAAGGCAGAGGCUCAGAAGAGCCAAGGCUGUUCAAGCCCAGAACUGGAAACCCAGGACCAAUAGCAACAGCCAGAAGACUUCCAGUCUGCUUUCCAAUAUUGCGGUCAUAAUCAGUAGUUCCAAUGAGGCCCAGGACCAGAGUCCAGUGCCCAGCAAGGCUGACGAUAUCUCAAGCUACAAUGACAGUACAGCAACAAGUUCCACCAAUACUGACUCCUUGAGGCUGAGCAUACAUCUCAGCAAACCCAAGUAUUCCAAGGACCAGAGCCCGAGCCACAAUAAGGAAGAGGUUUCACCCACCUCUAACAACUAUGCUGCUCCCUGAAAGGGCCAAUGAAGGCCUUGUUGAGGAGACAACAUUUUACCCAACACCCUAGCUUUCAGAAGAGCUGCCUCCUCCAAGGGCAACAAGCAACCCUGGUCAAUGUUCCAAUCCCAUGGCUAAGUUUAUUAUCCCUGUUCUCUUCCCGUACAAAAUUAAAAACUUUGAAAUCCAGGC